This is a messenger RNA of Eriocheir sinensis (Chinese mitten crab), 5561 nucleotides long. RefSeq names its product angiopoietin-related protein 6-like. Bases 441 to 2039 code for a protein of 532 amino acids. The transcript has 5 exons. Lineage: Eukaryota; Metazoa; Arthropoda; Malacostraca; Decapoda; Varunidae. The record is from RefSeq and is a predicted model, not a curated record.
CAACGAAGCCACAAACCACAUCUUAAACCCUUCAAGUAGUAGACGAAGGGGUGCAGGAGGAAAGGGGGAAGGAAGCGGAGGCAGGAGAGGAGGAAAGGAGGGAAGUUGUAUCUCCGGCAACUGUGAGACAAGGAGUGAGGGAGAGGGAGCUUGCGGGCGGCAGUGGUGGCUAGGUGCAGGCCGUGGACUGUGCUCGUGCGGCUCGCUAUAACCCGCGACGCUAGCCACACGGAGCAGCGCACAGAGGUACAGCGCCGUCCGUGCCCGUCUCCGCCGCCGUGGCCACCUCAUGAUGGUGGCUCCUGAGGCCGUGGUGACGCCGCGCGCUGUCCUUGGACCUGGCCCACCGCCUCAGCACCAGCACGUCCCGCGGCUACGACCCAGCACCAGGCGGCACCAGCACCAGCACCAGCACGAGCACGAGCAGCAGAGGUUGUAGAAUGCUGGCGGCGGCGGCGCUGGUGGUGACCUGCCUCCUGGGCGGCGUCGCGGCUGAUAUACAGUUCCAGACGUUUGACCGCGGCUCGGCGUCGCCCUUCACCAUUCUUGAGCACCUGGUCCGCACGCUGCAGAAGGAGGUGACGGACAUCCGCAAGGAAGUUCACACGCGCAUGGACACCAUGAAGUACGAGCUGACGUGCGAGAUCCGCAAUCUGAAGGAGGCGCUGGCCAAGGAGCGCGAGGAGGCUCUGGUCAAGGUGGAGGAGAUGGCGCUGUCCAUGAGCGACGUGAAGAAGAAGGUGAAGCGCGGCCUGCGGCGCGUCGGCACGCAGAACGACGACAUCAAGGGCGAGCUGCGCUCCCAGAAGGCCGAGCUGUUCGCCGUGCGCAACAGCGUGUACGACGCGCGCGAGGAGCUGCUGGACAAGGGCAACCUCGUGCUGCGCAAGGUGAACGCCACCAACGGCACGCUGGUCUGCCACCUCACCGACCUGCGCGCCAAGCUCUACAAGAUCAACAACAACCUCGCCUUCAUCUCAGACGAGCACAAGCGCAUGAUGGACGUGGUGUCCACGCUGCAGGCCCGUGGCCGACCCAGAGGGAGCUAUGGCCCCGGGCCCAUCCAAGCACCCGGCCCAGGCCCCGACCCCGCCGCGGGGGCGGGCAGCGGCGAGGGCGGCGAGGAGUACCAGGAGCGGCAGCUGCCCGGGUGCUCCUACACGCCCCUGGACACGCACGAGCUGGGUCUGGACGCGCUCAACCGGACCUUCUACAACGAGUCCCUCGGGGGGCUGCAGCGCGUCGGGGGCGUGGCGGCCACCGCCGACCCCGAGCGGCCAGACCGCACCUGGGGCAGCGAGGACAUCUCGCCCGAGGAGACGCUCUUCCCGACCAUGCCCGAGGACUGCAACGACGACAAGCGCAAGUACUUGGAGUACCCGCCCAUGCCGCGGGACUGCAAGGACGUGUUCGACAUGGGCUUCAUGGAGGACGGCGUGUACCGCAUCCAGCCGCCGGGGCUGUCCUCGCGCGAGGUGCACUGCGACCACCACACGGCGGGCGGCGGCUGGACGGUCAUGGUGGCGCGCCGCAAGCUGCCGCGGCACGUCUCCUUCAACAGGUCCUGGCACGAGUACGAGGUGGGCUUCGGCGACCCCGCCAAGGAGUACUGGAUCGGUCUCAAGGCCCUCCACGCCCUCACCAGCGGUCGGCCUCACCAGCUCCGCGCCGACAUGGAGGAUUGGGAAGGGAACUCCGCCUGGGCCUCCUACUCCUUCUUCGCCGUGGCGGGCUCCGAGGACAAGUACCGUCUGAAGGUGUCUGGCUACACUGGCACGGCGGGGGACAGCCUCAGGCACUCACACCUGCAGAUGUUCUCAACGGUGGACAGCGACAACGACCAGGAGAACUGGGGCAGCUGUGCACGGGGUCGGGGCGGGGGCGGCUGGUGGUGGGGCCGGUGCGCGUGUACCCAACCCACGGGGCAGUACCGGCGGGGCAGGUACCAGGGCCCCGAGCGAGGCAUCACCUGGUGGCACUGGAAGGACUCCAACUACUCCCUCAAGACGCUGGUGCUCAAGUUUCGACCGCUGGAGUGAUGGAGUAGCGGCGACAAACCGACGGAGUGAGCACGCAGACAACAGGAGGAGGAGGAGGAGGAAGAGGAGGAGGAGGAGGAGGAGGAGGGUUUAAUUAGGGAUGGUGAUUAGAGGUAGGGAAAUGGAGGGUAAUGGGGAAAGGAAGUAAGGAGGUAAGGAAAGGAUAAGGGAAGGAAAAUUAGGGGAUAUGUAAGGAAGAAGAAGGGAAGGAGAAGGAAGAGAAGGAACUGAAAUGUGAGGUCCUCUUUUGUUCCCUUCUCCUCUUUUCCUUCCCUUCCCUUUCCUUCGUAUCCCUUCUCUUAUCUUCCCAGCAUUCCCCCUUUCUUUUCCUUCUUUCAUACCCCUUUCAAAUCUUUCGCUUCCCUUCCCUUCCUUUCCCUUACCUUUACUUUCCUUCUCUUCUCCUCCCUUCCCAGCCCAUUCCUGCCCUUCCUUUCCCUUCCAUUCCUUUCCUCUCCUUUCCUUCCCUUCCCAACCCUUUCCUUUCCUUCCUUGCAGUUUCCUCCUCUUCCAAACACUAUCCUCUCCUUCCCAUCCCUUACCAUCCCUACCUUUUCCUUCGCUUCCCUUCCCUUCCCAACCCUUUCCUUCCCUUCCUUGCAGUUUCCUCCUCUUCCAAACACAAUCCUCUACUUCCUUUCCGUUACCAUCCCUACCUUUUCCUUCCUUUCCCUUCCCUUCCCUUCCUCUCCUUUCCCUCGCCUCCUCCUCCACGCACACACACACCUCAACAGGUAUUUGGUGGUAAUUUGGGAGAGUUGAAGCAAAGUGGUGAUAACUCUCCUGGUGUUGAUAUUCUGGGUGUUGCUUCCCCCUCAUCACCAUCACUCACCACCACGACCACUCACCACCACUACUGUUAUUGGUGAUGAGAGUGAGUGAGUGAGUGAGUGAGGGGUAAAAAGGUCAAUGUGGUGUUGGUGUGAUUUUUUAUUUUUUUUAUUUUUUUGUUUAUUUAUCGCGGAAAAAAAUGUGUUAUAAAUAUGUGGUGUGUAAUGUUGAUGAUGUUGAAAUGUGUGAUGUUGAUGUUUGCUUCUUUGUUUGUUUGUUUAUUGAUGUUCCGAUGUGAUGAGAUGUGAUGAGAGAUGAUUUUUUGAGAUGAUGGGAAGGGAUGCUGAGAGAGAGGGAGAGAGAGAGAAGGAAAGAGAGAGAGAGAGAAAGGGUUAACUGGGUUAACUGUCUCAAAUAUCUCCCAACUUCUCUCUCUCUCUCUCUCUUUUUUCUCUUUUUUUCUCUUAUCUCUCGAAGCAAGGAAAGAAAAAUGAAAUAAAGAGAAAAAGAGGAAAAAGAUAAGGAUUAAAGAUUUUUCACGCACACAAACACACAUACACACAAACACCUUUCUCAUUUUUCUUUCUUUUGUGUGCGUGUGUGUAUACACACACACACACACACACACACACACACACACACACACACACACACACACACACACACACACACACACACACACACACACACACACACACACACACACACACACACACACACACACACACACACACACACACACACACCACUCUAUCGAAUUUGCUUGUGAUGUGAUUGAUAAUUAAGUGGUGAUGAAUUUCUAUACCACCACCACCACCACCUCCACCACCACCACCAUCACCACCACAACACCACCACCACCACCCUAUCGUGUUCACCUCCCCAAAAUUAACUCGGUUUGUCGUCGGUAUUACCAUCCACACACACACACACACACACACACACACACACACAGCUACCCAUCUACCCCUCUACCAACCUUCCUACCUACCUAUCUACACACACACACGCACACCCACCCACACACACACACACACGCACACAACAGGCUUCCAACAGUGACCGGAAAGUUAAAAAAAUGAAGGAAAAUAUAGACGAAAAAGAAAGCAACGAAAUAAUAAGCACAAAAAGUGAUAACCGCAAAAAGAAGAUCAAUAUAUGGAUGAAAUAUAUUAAUAAGUAAAAUAUUUAAACGAAGAAAUUGACCUACCAACCAAAAAAAUAAUCGAUGUCGCCGAGUGUUUCGCUUUUUUCGCGGUCAAAGAAAAAGGAAAAUAGAAAGUAAUCGGAAAGAAAAAUAUAAAUGGGAAAGUAUGAAGAUUGAGAACGAAAAAUGUUAAAUGUUACUUGUUGAAUAUUUUGAAAAAGAAAAGUAAGAAAAGUGAGAAAUUGAAAAGGAAGGGAAAGGAAAAGCAUUUGUAAAGUGAGAAGACCGGAAGAGAAAAAAAAAGUGACGUAUGAAAAAGGAAAAGAUUGAAAAUGUAUGAGGAAAAGUUUAAAAGGACAAGAAAUAAAAAAAAUACAGAAAGUGUGAAGAACGAGAGAAAAAAAUAUGUAUAUAAUCACGCGUGUUGGCGAAUUUAAAAAAGAUUAAAAGAAAGAAAAUAAUUGGGUAAAAUUAAAAGAAAGGUUAGGAAAAAGAGAAAAUGUGAAGACCGAGAGAGAAAAAUAAAAUGACCUGCUAGUUGUGAAUUUUUUGGAAAACAUGGACACCAGAAAAUGGUAAAGAAAAUUUACUGAAAUAUUUGAUAAAAUAAAAUUAUAAAAAAAAUACAGAAAAUCUGAUACGAAAGAUCGAAAAUAAACUUGAAAUAUUACAUUUGAAAAAAACAUAAAAGAAAAGAAGGAAAAAUCAAAUAAAAAAUAUAUAUAGAGUUAAAUAUAUGAAAACACUGCGGUUCAGAAAUUAUUUGAAAAUUAAAGUAAUUGCCAAGAAAAAAGAACUAAAUAAAAAAACGACGAUGGAAAAACAGGUGAAAAGGAGAAAAAAAUUAUCAGUAAAAGGGAAAAAUGAAAAAUGUAAAUAAAAUUGAAGAAAAAAGAAGCUAAAAUAUCACUUCUGAAAAUAAUAUAAAAUGAAAAAAUAAUGAAGUUUAGAAAAUUAAGAAAAAAGAGGAAAAGUGUCACUGAAAAAAAUGUAAAAUUAUACAUCACAUUUGAGAACAAUAAAGGAAAUGGAAAUGAGUUCAGGAAAGAGAAAACACCCAGACUAGAGACAGUUGAAUGCCAGUAUUGAAAAUAUUAUGUGGAAAAAUGUAGAGAAUAACGAAAGGUGUGACUAAUUAUUGAUGAAAAGUAUGGAAAGGAAAAAAAAUCUAGAAGAGUAGGAUUUCUAUGUUGCUGUCGAAAAUAAAUGAAGAAAGAAAAAAAAUAACAUUGUGAAAAAUAUUUAAGUGAGCAAAAAUAUUGAUCAAAAAAAGUUUGAACUACUGUUGAUAGAUUAUUUAAAAAAAAUGAAAAAAAAGAAUACCAAAAAGUUAAUAAAAAUAACAUUGUUGAAAAUCGAAAAAAAGAAAAAUAAGAAAAAAAGUUAUAAUGCCACUUAUGACACUGAAGAGAAAAAAAGGAGAAAUGAAAGAAAACAUCAAACAUUACUGUUGAUAAUCAGAGAAAAACAGAACUGAAAAGUUAGGAUUGCAAAAUCACUCUCUAGUCAAUUUAAGUCUCUUCAUAAACACACACACACACACACACACACACACACACACACACACACACACACACACACACACACACACACACACACACACA